Molecule: messenger RNA, 2566 nt
Organism: Centruroides sculpturatus (bark scorpion)
Lineage: Eukaryota; Metazoa; Arthropoda; Arachnida; Scorpiones; Buthidae
Product: vascular cell adhesion protein 1-like
Exons: 14
Coding region: 218-2566 (782 amino acids)
Source: RefSeq, a predicted model, not a curated record
GGUCGCUUUCCUCCAGUUCUACUGCUGUGCCAAUAGACGAGUGGAAGGCGAACUUGUGUUACACGGAUUUUAUCCGUACCCAGGAGGCUGGGAAAGUGAGAAGGGGGAGUUAAGAGAAAGUCCUGAAUUGGCUAAGUUUUGUGUCGCUUAUUCACCCCACAGUGUCCUAGCUCUCGUUUCCUUAUCUAUCGUGCUGUGCUGUUCAUAACGGGACGGAAUGGGCCGUCGUUCGUGCAAAUUACUGGAUGUCAUCGCUUGCUUCUUUCAAUUGACUUUAUUUGCCUUUCGUGCUUUGGCUAACCUCCCUGUACAUUACGGAGUAGUGGGUGGAAAGGCCUCUUUGCCUUGCAACAUCACAGUCACCGCCGGUGACGAGACGAUAGCCUUGAUCCUCUGGUACAAAGGAGAGUCACUCGUGCCUAUAUACACAUUGGAUGCUAGGAAUCAUCCCGUACAACAAGCUCGACAUUUUCCGAGCACAGAACUGGGUUCUCGAGCCUACUUCGAUGUGACUUUAAAAACUCCAAGUCUUACAAUUUAUCCAGUGAACUUUGAGGAUGAAGGAGAAUAUAAAUGUCGUAUUGAUUACAGACGAUCCAGAACUGUGAGCCACAGCGUCCGACUUAAGGUUAUUGUUCCACCACGUGAGACCAUCAUAAGGAAUGAAGAAGGCAACAAACUGGAAGGAGUUAUCGGUCCAUACGACGAAGGCUCUUCACUUAACCUCAUCUGUGAAGCCAGCGGAGGAAAAAAAUAUAUAUUCUCUAAGUGGUUAGUUCAAUGCUGCUUUUGGCCAACUCUCUUUACACCGUUAUUAGUUCCACCACGUGAGACCAUCAUAAGGAAUGAAGAAGGCAACAAACUGGAAGGAGUUAUCGGUCCAUACGACGAAGGCUCUUCACUUAACCUCAUCUGUGAAGCCAGCGGAGGUGACCCAUCACCAUCUGUGACUUGGUGGCAAGAUUCUUCUUUACUUGAUGACAGUUUUUCUUCGAUGGAAAAUGGAAUCGUCAGAAACGAGCUUCACUUGCCAAAACUGGAGAGAUCAGAUUUAAUGACUGGAUUGGCUUGUCAAGCAUCGAAUACCAAUCUCACCGUCCCUAUUAUUGGCACAGUAACAUUGGACAUGAAUGUUAAACCUCUAGACGUUUACUUUACUGGUGUGAAUCCGUUGGCAGCUGGUAAGGAAGGAAGUCUUGUAUGUGAAACUACUGGAUCUCGUCCUCCGGCAACUCUUAGUUUCUGGAAAGACGGGAAACAAGUGCAGACGUUGGAAGAAGAUAUUUUGCAAGAUGACGUCAGAACUAGAAGCAAAGUGACUUUUGUACCAUCUGCCGAAGAUAACGGAAAAUAUCUCCUCUGUCGAGCUGACCAUCCUACUCUUCCCAAUAGCACUCUUGAAAACGAACUGAAGUUGGAUGUUCAGCUUAAACCUCUAGACGUUUACUUUACUGGUGUGAAUCCGUUGGCAGCUGGUAAGGAAGGAAGUCUUGUAUGUGAAACUACUGGAUCUCGUCCUCCGGCAACUCUUAGUUUCUGGAAAGACGGGAAACAAGUGCAGACGUUGGAAGAAGAUAUUUUGCAAGAUGACGUCAGAACUAGAAGCAAAGUGACUUUUGUACCAUCUGCCGAAGAUAACGGAAAAUAUCUCCUCUGUCGAGCUGACCAUCCUACUCUUCCCAAUAGCACUCUUGAAAACGAACUGAAGUUGGAUGUUCAGCAUGCUCCCGUGUGCAAACAACAGUACGUUGCAAUCAUUGAAAUAACCAAAGACGAGCCAACUAAUGUCACAUGCGAGGUCGAAGCUGAUCCAACAGAUUCCACGUUUCAUUGGACUCUCAACAACACUGUGGAUGACAUUGAUGUUCAAACAUUAUUUGCUAAUGGGACAAUGACGAUGAUAACUUAUAUUCCUAGAACGUCAUUGGACUUUGGAGAAUUGCUUUGCUGGGGUAGAAACAGCGUUGGAGUACAGAAGUACCCUUGUGUCUUCAGAAUUAACGAAAUAGUCAACACAGAACAAACAAGUGUAAGUCCAAUAUUGGGUGUCCUCAUAGGAAUUGUUGGAGUGCUGGUGCUGUUAGCAGGAGUUGUCAUAUUUAUUAUGCGUUUAAAUGGAGGAGAUUCCGAUAAAGUUCAACCCCAUAUCGAGAUAGAAACCAAGAUUGAAGAUUCAUUGAAGAAAGAAAUUGAGGAAUUACAAGAUACCACUGGAAAAGGUCCGGACAUCAUUCCACCAAACAAUGAUACUCAGAUUACAACAUACGAAUCGAGAAGGGAAAGUCAUCGUUCACGACCCGCAGGACCUUCUUAUUCAACUUUUUCUUCUUCCGAAGAAAUCAGUGAAAAUAUCACAAGUAUUCUACCUCAAAGGGUAACAAAGCCAAAUAGUGAAGUGUUGUAUGCGGAGCUGUCAUUUCCAACCGCACCUCGGCAACACCUCUUGAGACAAGCUGGCCCAUCAAUAGAAUACGCUGAGAUCGACUUUGUUCGUUCAAGAAUGCCACAAAGAAGGCCACCGAGCCCAGAUACGGGACCAUUCACCAAUAUAACGAAUGAGAAAUAA